Phascolarctos cinereus (koala) is the source of this 676-nucleotide messenger RNA. It is a transcript of the gene RBIS, whose product is annotated as ribosomal biogenesis factor. Gene Ontology annotation, biological process: ribosome biogenesis. Lineage: Eukaryota; Metazoa; Chordata; Mammalia; Diprotodontia; Phascolarctidae. Gene Ontology annotation, cellular component: nucleolus. The record is from RefSeq and is a predicted model, not a curated record.
AGUUCCUUUGAGCCUUGUUUCAAGGGAGGCACUUCUUAGUAUAAAUUGAACCAUGUAGGGUAAACAUGUGGGUUCUAGGUUUUUGGAUUUCAUAGAAUUCCAGUGUGGCAAGGAACCCUUUCUGAUCCAUUAGCCCAGUCCUCUCUUACAGAUGAAGAGCUGAGGGCUGCCAAGGAAUUGCCACUUUGUUCAACCCACUGAGGUAACCAUUGAAUUCCAGCAUACCUAGAAAGUGGAGCAUUAAGACUGUCCUGUUUUUGGAUGAUCAGCAAACAACCACCAGAUAGGCAAUGGGGAAGAACAAAGGGAAAGGGCAGAAGAUCAAGAAUGUCUUUCAUAUUGCCAGCAAGAAUUUGAAAGCCAAGAAUAAAGCAAAACCAGUCACCACAAAUCUUAAGAAGAUAAACGUUGUGAAUGAAGAAAAAGCUAGAACUGUAAAUGCAGCAUUCAUAGAUAUCCAAAAAGAGCUUGCACACUUCUCAAAAAGGCUGUCACUUGAACCAUUGCCAAAGCACCUGAUUUCUCAGUGCUCUGAAGGGGAAACAAUUAGUGUGGAUGAUGCUACAAGAUUAAUGGCUCAGUUGUAAUAUGUAUUGGAAGUAUUUGGAUUCUAAAAAAUUGACAACAAAACUGGUGUUUGUACAAUUUUAUUUUUAAAAAAUUCUUUGUUAAUGUA